ACAGAUCUUAAAGAUUGCUUAAAUUGUCAAUAACCCUAUUUUGACAUUUAAUGUUAAUGAUUAACAACUGUUGAAAUUUUUGGAUUAAAGGAAAAUAGAAAGUAACAAAAAUGUCACUAGAUAAUAGAAAUUGUACUGUUAACGAUAGCACUAAUAUAACCUUAGAUCCAAUAUCUCUUCAAAAUCAAUUAGUUAUUGCAAGAAAAGAAAUAAAUAAUUUACGGCAGCAACUGAAUACUCUAAAUCACGUUCAUAGAAAUGAACUAGAUCAUAUUAACAAAAAAUUGGCGGAAUGGCAGUGCACUUCAUGUAGAAUAAAUCGUAUUUCGACCCAGACUUCCUCAGAUACAGAGCGAUACGAUUUCACAACAAAAUACAUCGGUAAAAUAAUAACAAACUUUCCACAAAAAAGAGGUACUCCAAGACAACCAGGCAUCUGUAAAGAAACGACAGCUAAAAUAGUGAUUGAUAACAAUGUUUUUACAAAUCCAGAACACGCACUUGAAGGCUUGCAAGAAUAUUCUCAUAUGUGGUUAAUCUUCCAUUUUCACAAAAACGAUAACACAGCUUCAAAAGCUAAAGUUGCUCCACCUAGAUUGAAUGGAAUAAGAACUGGAGUUUUUGCUACAAGAUCUCCUCACAGACCGGCUCCUUUAGGUUUAUCUCUAGUUAAAAUUGACAGAGUCAUGGACAAUGUUAUUUACUUCAGUGGGGUGGAUAUGAUUAACGAAACUCCUGUACUAGAUAUUAAGCCUUACAUUCCACAAUAUGACAAUCCAGUUUACUUAAGUACAGUAAAUUCUACUAAUAGAAGUGAUACUAUUGAUAAUGCAGCAAGUACAUCAAGUAUAUCUGAACCCUCGCCAGAUGAAAUUGAAUCCGGAAAUGAGACAAAUAGACCUGUUAAUAAUGAAAGAAUAAUGGAUGGACAAGAAAAUGAAAGGGAACAAGUUGUAGAUGCACCAGUGGUUAAUAAUUUACGUUGUACGACAGAAGAAUUGUUUUAUACCAGAUCAAAUUCAAGAAUAGGGGAGAGGGAAGCUCCAGAUGGGGAGGAAGAAGAAUCUCCAAGAAUUUCUCAAUCUGCAGUUACCUCACAAACUGCAACUACUCCAGAAGGUCAUAUAAGAGUACCCGCUUGGAUUGACCAACCUUUAGUACCUAGAUUGACAGUAGUGUUUAGAGACAGAGCACUAGUACAGUUAAUCCAAUUAGGACCAGAGGCUGAAGAUAAGAAAACUAUAAUUUCUAAUGUUCUAAGAGAAGAUCCAAGAUCUAAAUAUUUGAGAGAACGUUGGGGUAGUCAUUGUUAUGUGUUUAGGAUAGCAGAUUUGCAUGUAUCCUGCAAAUUCAAUGAUAGUGCUCAUGUUGUUACAGUUUAUCAAAUUUUCCAGAACAAUCCUCCACAAGCAGAUGAAGAAUAGGUCAAUGUAACACUUAGAGUAGAAUUUCCAUUUGCUUUUCAUUAUUUUUGCUUCCUUGUAACUGAAAAGUAAUUUGAUUUGACACUUCAGUUUUAUUUGAAAACAUCCCCUUUUUAGAUGCUAUCCCUAAAUAAAAAUUAAGCAUUCUUCAACGAUGUUCAUUCAUCUAAAGAAAAAUAGAUAAAACUGUAGUGCUUUUCCUCCAAUUAAAGCCUGAUAUACAUAAGGUUAUGUUUUAAAGCUGGGAUUAUAACCACCGAAAACGUUUGUAAAGAAAAAUAGAAGUAAGCGUCCUAUUAUAUUACAAUUUAAACUUCCAAUGAAAUAAUAGAAAUCUAUAAAUCAAAAUUACAUAAUCAAAUGAAAUAUUACAAAAAAUACAUUUGUAGGGGAUUAUUUUUUAUUAUUCGUGCUGUACAACCGCUCCCCAUGGUAAAUGACACUGCACACAGGGGCCAAAUGCAUGAAUUCUUGGCAGAAAUUAUUUUAAAGUAUUAAACUGUUGAGAAAUGAAUUAAAAGCACCUGUCUAGUAUUAAUAAUAAUAUUUUAUGUUUUAAUUUUAAAAACAAAGUAAAUAACAAUAUGAUUAUUCUGAAUCUGAAGAAUCAUCUGAAUGUGGCGGAAGUGUCCGAAGUCUGCAAUAAUUCAAGAACUUAUCAAUAUUAUUUGCACGGUUUUGUGGUAGUUUUCGUAGACUUGUCAUUAAUGGGUCCAAAGAAAUUGAAAGACAGUUCAAAAUAUCUUCCACUUUACCACUUUAAACCAUUUAUUAACCUCAAUAUCCAACCCAGUAAUCUUUACUGCAACUUCUGGAUCGCUGAAAAAUCCCCUAGCCGUAUUCCCAUCAUUACUGCUUCUAAAACAAGAUUUUGGCUUAUUGAUCCAUCCAAUCCCAUAUCAGUUACUAUUUUCUUAUCUUCCUCUACAUGAGCUUGCCACUUCAUCAGAGGUAAUUUGUAACUAAGGUAUAACUUCAUCAAUGUUAUUGAGAUCUUUAGAAGUGAUUCCCCAUACAAAGCAUCUUAUUGUUGAUUUGGUGUCUGUUAUGGCAUUACAAAUCUUUCCAUCCACCUUUGUAAAAAUCAUAGUAAUUGUUGGAAUUUCUGGAACCGUUCCUGAUAUUCAUACUGAACACACUGUUUACACUACCACUACAACAACAUUCUCAAUUACCCUGUCUGACACGCACAAGUUAUCCUCCUCAGAGACUUCAGUAUUGAGACGCGCGUGUUGGUGUAGUGGUAGUGUAAACAGUGUGUUCAGUAUGUAUUUCGAUGUUAUUCAUGUAAUACGUCACUAGCUUUAUUUCUUCAAUUUAUUUGCGCAUUUUUUUUAAUAUCGUUUUAUGCUAAUUCUGUAGUUUCAUGUUGAAAAAUAAACUUAAUAAAACUUCUUUCUGAGCAUCCAAUAGUCGAUUGACUGUGUGAUUAAGUAAAGCCUGCAAUUUAAUCUCAGCAACAGUAUCUGUAACAGUAAUAUGUUCUUUGGGUGGGUAACACUCCUUUUUGGCAAGUUGGAUUUUUUUAUAAGAUGGAAACUUGGACUUAUCUUUUAAUCUCAUUACAUUGUAUUUAUGUCUGGUAUGUUUGGCUUCAAUGAACAUCAAUAUAGCUUCUCUUCCAGAAAGCUGUUGAUCCGAAGACCGUAAACUCAUUUGAUCAGCAAAAGUUAAUUCUUCAGAUGAUUGUUUCUGUCUCAAGUCUUCGGUUUUUUGACGUUUGAUCCGUACCGAAGCUUCGUCGAAACUUUUUCUAGGUCUACCACGAUUUUUAUCAAUACCAGAAUAAUUCUUAAAACUGAUAGAAGAAUCGAGUAAAGACUUAUUGGAAAUAAUCCUAUCCUAUCCUCUUUUCCAUAAUAUUCGCAGAUUGAGUUGUUGACAUGACAUCGCCUAAUUGCUUCAUAUGUUCAAAUAAUGAUCGCCUCGUAAUAAAAAUAUCAUCUGACCCUCAACCUACAACAAAAAAGAAAAAAUUGCUUUAGUGAAGACCCCACCCCAUUCGAGAAGCAAAAUUCCGCAGAUUUUCAUUAAUGUUGUUACAAGAACACACGAUCCACUAAUAAAUCAGACAUUAUUCAAAAACAUGUUAUGACAUGUUCAUAAGUAGAACUUUAGAUGUAAAAAAAUAUUUUUUUGUUUUAAAACCACACUCAACUAACAAUAAUUCUCAAAAAUUUUAAUUAAUCACAUCGAAUUAUAAUUUUACAUUAAUAUCGUCAAAAAACCUGUGGGGGCUAAGAACUGGUUGAACUGCAUUGGAAUUUUUGAAAUUCUAGACGUUUCAGCUCCCACUUUGAAGCCAUUAUCAAGAAAAGGGUGGGGGUAGGGUGGUCAUUCGUUCAUUGGUAAGAAGUGAUCCGAUUCCGUGGUCUCAAUCUUCCUACUGCACGCAAUGAAUCACUCCUAUUUCAUGAUUGAUUCCAAGGCCUCAAUCUGCCUACUCCUUGGAAUUUCACCGAGGAAAUAGAAAGCAUCAAGAACACUGUUGACACUAACACACUCACUGCUGUUCUUGAGCUAACUGUGGAGCUAGUCGCCUGAACCUUGUAAUUAUAGGGGACCUAUUGGCGGGUUUUGGCGCGCGUUGGAGGUAUUCUAUUGUCAGGAGGGGUAAUAAAUGCCAGCAAUCUCUGGCUAUCGUCCCUUGUGUUCAGAUAUUUUGGACGUUUCUCUAUUUCGAUAGCUUUUCAAAUAAUCCUGGACUUGGAGGAACGAGGCGAUUUGUCUGGCCAAUAUAGGAACGAAGACAAUCUGAGCAGGUGAUUUCAUACACUUCGUGGGGAUAUUUUGUCUUUGACGGAUCUGAUUAGGUUGGAGAGUUUCAGAUUGGGUUUGAAUAUUGUAUUGUGUAUCACUUCUCCCAAUGAACAAGUUCAAACGAAUGACUAGGUCAACAUUUGUAUUCACCCAAUUUUUUCUUUCAACUUCUGCAAAGAAUUCGUGCAUUUGGCCCCCUUGUGCGCCAUAUUGUUAUUAGGUACCUAUUUUCGAGUGAUUCGAAGCAUUUGAAAUUGUUUUUUAUGUUGCUUAAGCCUUGUUACCGACAACCAGAUUACAAAGGGUUGACAAUAGUUGUUGCAAACUAUUAGAAACAGAAUUACAUGUUAGAUGUGUUUACUUAUCUAUAUUUUCUUUCAAGGAUUGUACAGAUGGAAUUUUCUAUUUGUCGCACGAUAUGUUUUGUUUAUUUUACUUGAUUUUAAACACGCAGAUAUGUACGAAUUGAAUGUUUAAAUCAAUACUAAUUGAGUUGGAAUAAUGUCGUUAUUAAGUUAUAAUGUAACCUGGAACCGUUGGUGAUACUCAUACUGAACAUACUACACCAACACUCAUAAUUACGUUGUCUUACAAAGUCUUCAAGAUCAAAGAUAAACUGUAGUCACUGAAGACGAUAACUUUGUUAUCAAAAAGCGAGUCAGACAGUGUAAUUGUGAGUAGUAGUGUUGUUAAUGUAUUUUUUAAUUUAUUGAUAAAUUAUUUAUUAGUAAAAUUGUUUCAAACUGAAAUUUUUGUUUUAAAUUAUGUAACCUCAAGUGAAAGAACACAUCUCAAGUUUUCCUCACGGAAUCUGUAGGCUGCAACAGAUCAAUACCUAUCUCGAAAACAUUCUGAAGUGGAAUGGAAAAAAUCUUAUUGAGCAAAGAUGUAGGUUGUUGUGUUGAUUUGGUCCUAUCUGGACAUAAAAUAUCACCAUAACUGCAAAUUCCCCUGAUGGGUGUUGUGGUUGGAAGCAAUAUGUCCUGGAAGUCACGUAGCCGAAUUAGCUAAAAUAGCUUCACAAAAACGUGAAGCCCUCUUUAAACCAAAAAACUAUAUACUCUGCAACAGCUUCUAUUCCUCUGUAAGGCCUAGGUUCAUUCAUCUUUGUAGUAUUGCUCGUACAAUUGGGCUCCCAAGGAUACCCUGAGGAUGAUCGACUCAAUACAGGAAGAGCAAUUCGAAUUAUAGUCGAUCCAGAGUUGACCAGAAGCUUGGACAGCUUAGAUCCGACCUAACUCUGUUUUACUGAUACUCCAUGGCAGAUGCUCUUCUGAUCUAUCCAACAUAAUCGCACCUAGAGCAGUUUCUGCAAGAUCUACUCGAUGGCUUAAGAACACCAAGUUCGCCUGCAGACUUGCAGAACGUCAAUUUAUCAGGUUCCUUUUUUUGGAGAAGUAAAAGCCUGUAGAAUCAGCUACCAAGGGACGUAUUUUCUUAACACUACAACCUACAGAAGUUCAAGAUCAA
Diorhabda sublineata is the source of this 5654-nucleotide messenger RNA. RefSeq names its product tRNA (adenine(37)-N6)-methyltransferase. The record is from RefSeq and is a predicted model, not a curated record. Lineage: Eukaryota; Metazoa; Arthropoda; Insecta; Coleoptera; Chrysomelidae. The coding region runs from base 111 to 1424 and encodes 437 amino acids. The transcript is spliced from 5 exons.